Messenger RNA from Ambispora leptoticha, 489 nucleotides. NCBI's taxonomy places the organism in Eukaryota, Fungi, Glomeromycota, Glomeromycetes, Archaeosporales, Ambisporaceae. The record is from the annotation of a GenBank genome assembly.
CAGUCAGUAAUUGAGGAAGCUAUUAGAGUAUCGCUUAAUAAAUUAAGAUCUUAUUAUGCCAGAAGUGAUAGUCCUAUGUACGCGGUAACUACCUUAUUAGAUCCAAGAUUAAAAAAGGCAUAUUAUGAAAAAAAUAAAUGGGAUAAAGUUUGGAUUGAUUGGGCAAUUGUAUGUUUAAAUGAAGUAUAUGAUAGUUAUGAUGAUAUUGUAGUACCAAAUACUGAUACUUCUAGCGAUACUUCUCUUGGCCGGGUUUUCAAGAAUCUUCACUCUGAAAACGAAAUUGAUUUUUAUUUAAAUAGUUCUGUAGAACAUGAUACAUUUCCCAAAUUAACGAUUAUGGCACGUGAUUACCUUGCUAUACCUGCAUCGAGUGCUUCAUCUGAGAGACUGUUUUCAAGAGGCUCUAAUAUGGAUACUAAAAAGCGUGGAUCGCUUAAUCCAGAAACAAUUCAAAAAGCAAUUGCUCUUUGUGAUUGGAUAGACUGA